Messenger RNA from Spirometra erinaceieuropaei, 1275 nucleotides. NCBI's taxonomy places the organism in Eukaryota, Metazoa, Platyhelminthes, Cestoda, Diphyllobothriidea, Diphyllobothriidae. The record is from the annotation of a GenBank genome assembly.
AUGUCCUCUGUCAUGCUAAUGGACGCCUACCGUGACAAACGCUCCAGAAUCUGCUUCGCCUACAGGAUGAACGGCCAGCUCUUCAAUCAACGGCGAAUGCUCUUCCAGUCGCGUGUAUCCACAACUGCCGUCUAUGAGAUUCUUGUCACCAACGACUGCUCUCUCAACGCAACUACAGAAGGGGACAUGCAAAAGAGCAUGGAUCUCUUCGGCUUCGCCUGUGAGAAUUUCGUUCUGGUGAUUAACACAGAGAAGACGGUUAUCAUGCAUUAACCGCCACCGAACACAGCCCGAAAUCGAUGCGAACGGAAACCAAAUGUAAGCAUCGGACAGUUUCACGUAUCUGGGCAGCACCCUCUCCAACGGCACCAAAAUCGACGACGAAGUUGCCCGCCUCAUUUCCAAAGCCAGUCGAGCCUUCGGCAGUCUGCAGAACACCGUCUGGAACUGUCACGGUCCACAUCUCAUCACGAAGCUGAAGACGUUCAAGACAGUCAUCCUCCCAGCAUGGCUGUAUGGAGCGGAGGCCUGGAACAGGUGCGGAGACUAAACCACUUCCACCUUAGCUGUCUUCGGCGGAUACUGAAGCUAAGGUGGCAGGACCGGAUCCCCGACACUGGCGUACAGAAGAGCACGGAAAUUCUCAGCAUCUAUGUCGUGCUGGGACAUCUGCAACUGCGUUGGAUCGGCUACCUCGUGCGGAUGGACAAACAGAGGCUACCCAAUCGACUCUUCUAUGGAGAUGCUGCCACGGGUGCCUGCCGCCAAGGAGGCGAAAUCCGUCGAUACGAUGACACUCGGAAGACCUCCCUGAAGCAUCUGCAGAUCAAUUCGAUCAACUGGGGGGACCUCGCUCAAGACCAACUGGCCUGGAGGAGGACGGUGAAGAGAUGCGCAGCGAUCUACGAACGCAACCACAUCAUCGCCGCGAAAGCCAAACGAGAAGCAUGCAAAUCUCAGCUGCGCUCACUUCGCAAAGCCAACGUCCAACCGCCCCCAACGUGUCCACUGUGUCAGCAGACAUUCCGGGAGCCAAUUGGACUUCUUGGACAACUUCAGGCCAACUGCAGCACUCGAACUGCACCAACCGUCGUCUCUCCGUCCACAUUUCCCUCGCCUUCUACGUUGUCAACUAAUUCUGACCGCCCUCCCCAACCGCCACCUCCAUCCUCCUCCUCCUCCUCCUCCUCCUCCUCCUACUACUACUACUACUACUACUACUACUACUACUACUGCCUCCACGUCUGCCGUUAUGGCGUCUGCCACGCACAUUAA